Messenger RNA from Fraxinus pennsylvanica, 1854 nucleotides. Lineage: Eukaryota; Viridiplantae; Streptophyta; Magnoliopsida; Lamiales; Oleaceae. The record is from the annotation of a GenBank genome assembly.
AUGGAACCGCCGGAAGUAAGCACCUCCCCAGAAACGCCGGAGAAGAUAAUCCUCCGGUGGGACUCUAUGCCAGCGGAGGAAGCCCGUGAAAAAAUGAUCUUUGAUAGCGACCGCCACGAGAUCGACCGUUAUCUCCACGCCGUAGACGAGCUACAGAAGUCCGUGAACUCCACCACCCUCUCUGAUUCGAACUCCUCCUCUGCCCUUCAGAUCGCCAUGGCUCGGCUUGAAGACGAGUUUCGUAACAUCCUCCUUUCACAUACUUAUCCUAUUGAAAAUGAGUCACUCACCGAGUUCAGUAACUCGUCCACGCAUCAUUCUAUAAGUUCUUCGGAUGGCAGUGAGUUUAUUAGCUCGAUCUCGGAGGAAGUGGAAUUUAAGGAUGAUAUUGAAGGGAGUCUUGUUAAACAGUUGGAGCAUCUAGAGAGCAGUAGUAGCUGUACAAGCUCUAGUUACAAGGCUAUGAGUAGUAUUCGAGAGGUAGAUCUCGUACCAAGUGAAGCUGUCUACGAUCUGCGGUGUAUAGCGGAGCGUAUGAUUGCUUCUGGGUACUUGAGGGAGUGUAUUCAGGUAUAUGGCAGCGUACGAAAAUCUGCGGUGGACGCGAGCUUGAAGAAGCUGGGAAUCGAGAAAUUGAGCAUCGGGGAUAUACAGAGGCUUGAGUGGGAGAUUCUGGAGACGAAGAUCCGGAGGUGGAUUCGAGCUUCGAAAAUCUGUGUUCGGGUACUUUUUGCGAGUGAGAAGAUGCAGUGCAAGCAAAUAUUUGAAGGUUUGGGUACUUCUACUGAUGAUGCUUGUUUUAUGGAAACCAUUAAAGGUCCUGCAGUUCAGUUGUUUAAUUUUGCGCAAGCAAUUAGUAUAAGUAGAAGAUCACCUGAGAAAUUGUUUAAGAUGUUGGAUCUUCAUGAUGCUUUGUCUGAUUUAUUGCCUGAUAUUGAAAUUGUAUUCGAGUCGAAAUCCACUGAAUCGAUUAGGGUCGAGGCGGUAGAGAUAUUGUCUAGGUUGGCCGAGGCCUCGAGAGGGAUACUAUCGGAAUUUGAGAAUAGGGUUCUUCAGGAGCCAUCAAGAGUUCAGGUGCCUGGAGGGACUCUUCAUCCCUUGACUAGAUAUGUGAUGAAUUAUAUUAGUUUGAUAUCGGAUUAUAAGCAGACUUUGCUUGAAUUAAUUGUAUCUAAGCCCUCGACUGGGUCGAGAUACUCAGGGGAUAUGAACAUGCCAGAUAUGGAUUUCUUGGAGUUUGAGGGAGAGGUAACCCCAUUGUCUCUUCAUUUGAUUUGGAUAAUUGUGAUUUUGCAGUUUAAUUUGGAGGACAAAUCUAAGCAUUAUAGGGAUGCAUCCUUGUCUCAUUUGUUUAUCAUGAAUAAUGUUCAUUAUAUUGUUCAAAAGAUAAAAGGGUCGCCUGAGUUGAGGGAGAUGAUUGGGGACGAGUAUCUGAAAAAGUUAACCGGGAAAUACCGGAUAGCUGCAACUAGUUACCAGCGGUCGACCUUAGUGAAGGUCUUGUAUUGCUUGAGAGAUGAGGGACUGCAUGUGAGUGGGAGUUUCUCAUCUGGUGUGUCCAAGAGUGCUUUGAGAGAGAGGUUUAAGGCGUUCAAUGGUAUGUUUGAGGAGGUGCACAAGACUCAAGCCACUUGGAUGGUACCUGACCCUCAGCUCCGCGAGGAGCUUAGGAUUUCCAUAACUGAUAAGGUUAUUCCGGCUUAUAGAUCAUUUCUUGGACGGUUUGGAUGCCAUAUUGAGAGCGGAAGACACCCUGAGAAUUACAUCAAGUACUCUGUUGAGGACCUUGAGAAUGCAGUCUUGGAUUUCUUUGAGGGACAUGCGGUAUCCCUUCAAUUAAGGAGAUCUCAGUAA